This is a messenger RNA of Cephus cinctus (wheat stem sawfly), 18954 nucleotides long. RefSeq names its product obscurin (gene Obsc). Gene Ontology annotation, molecular function: axon guidance receptor activity; guanyl-nucleotide exchange factor activity; protein binding. The record is from RefSeq and is a predicted model, not a curated record. The transcript has 35 exons. The coding region runs from base 1072 to 18522 and encodes 5816 amino acids. Gene Ontology annotation, biological process: homophilic cell-cell adhesion; protein phosphorylation; synapse organization. Gene Ontology annotation, cellular component: neuronal cell body; plasma membrane; axon. Lineage: Eukaryota; Metazoa; Arthropoda; Insecta; Hymenoptera; Cephidae.
CGUUGUAACGAAUCGGAUAUUUAUUGCAAAGCAGUGAAGUGUAUCCUUAACUGUUAGUGAAAUCAGAGAAGCUAACAAAGAGAAUAUUUUAAUCUCUAUCUGUGAGAGGACGAAUGCUUUUUUGCAAAGUGUAUUGCUGGCAUAAUGUUUGACUGGCAUAUAGGAUUUCGAUCGAAGAGUGUUUAAUUUUGUAUCUUUGUAAAAUCAAAAAGUAUCAACUACGAUAAAAGUGACAGUUUUGUUUUAUUGCGGGCAAUCAAAUAAAUUGAAAUCUUUAGUGAUCCACGUGAAGACCCGACUAUAAUUCAAAGUCGAGCACCUGGCUCGAUUCACCUGUCAAACUGUUCGACGAUAAAACUGUGAUACUUGGAAGAAGUACAACUAAAAAUUUGUCAAGUUCAAAUUUUUUAGAUCGACAAAGAAGAUAUAACGCGUUAAAGAGAUAGAGAGUAUACCAUCGAAAAUUCUUUCACGUGUCGAAAGUUUGUACAUUGGCUCGUUACCAGCGCCCACAGUUAAGACUUUCGGUGGAAUUUCUAUGGCAUCCCGGAAGUAAAAAUAACCGUUUGACUUGAUUUAUUUAAAAACUGAAUCGAAUUUCAAAUGUCGUAAAAGGAAAAAAAAAACAAGAAAUAUUUCAAACGAAAUCCACAUUCGCACUUAAGCCAGAAUUGUACCUUGUCUACUAAAGCAUUAGUAGAUUUAAUUAAAAAAGACAAAGAUUGGAUUGAAGUUAUUAAAAGUCAAACUGCUAAAACAUCAUGGCGCAUGAUGCAGCUUUUAGAGAUACUACCGGCACGGAUAACGGCAAAACGUGUACUAAAUCGAUUCAAGAGAAAACAAUAUUCUGGAUGCGUUCGAUUAGCGCUUUAGUCGGAGUCUGAAAAAGGAAUCGUCAAGCGUAGCUUAUUAAUAGAGCGAGACCUGUGACAGGAAGGUGAAUGACUAGUAUUAAACUUAGACCAAGCGAAAGAGUCACUAACGAGUUGUUGAAUAUUCGAGUUCCCGUAGGACAGCAGUUUCUGACUGAUGUUGAGUGAUUAGAAAGGUAACAGUGGGGUGCAAAGGAUAAUGUCCUACUGCAGGAUCACGGGGAGGAGCAGGGGCCUCCCCAAGCCUAAUUACUUUCCAUUACUGCCACCCAUAAGUCCCGCAGACGCAAAACGUUUUUGUCGAAUCACAGGAAAGUCAUAUGGUCUGCCGACACAUCACUACAUUCCUGUACUCCUUGGGGUCCAUUCUCAUGACAAGUCCAAGUGCAAGAUCACCAACGCUUCGGGAUUGGGCCCACACCAUUACACCGCGGGACUUAUUCUGGGCGAGAAGAAGAAGCACGUGGUGCUCAAGGAUUACAGAUACGUGUUUCCGGUUCUCGAUGGCGAUGGCGACCAACAAAAGGCACUGCGCGACUUGUUGGAGACCAAGCAAACCUCAUCGGAAGAGGAAGAUUUGAGAUUCGUCUAUACCGUGGAAGAGCGUAGAUGCAGUCUUGUAUUUCCGGCACGUCUCGAAGCCGCCGUAAGAGAUGGUGACGUGAGAGACGUUAUGUUAUCGAGAGACUGUGACACAGUUUUACUUCGAUUGAAGCAGGGCAAGAAUGUCUCGGUAGAUUUUCGUGAUUUGGAAGACUACGAGAAUCUAUAUGAUGGGCUUGGACCGCGCGAAGAUGUCCUCAAGGAACGUCAGAGGCUUGAGACUGAGGCUAGAAAGAGAAAGAAGAAAAGACAAGCUGGACUUAAUUAUGCGAAGAAAAUAUUUGAAGACAAAGAGAAGGCAGCUGACGAAGAGGAGUCUAAGAGAAUGAAACAAGUGAAGCUUCAAAGCGUUAAGGAGGAGUAUAAAGAUGAGAAGCAAGAUUGGAAGCAUGUUGAUCUCGAUCAUGCCAGAUCACGGGGGUGUGACCUGGUAGUGUCUUCCAGCGAUUGGCACGAUCUUGUUAAGCCAUUAGGGGAAACAUGGGAUUGGGACACGUUCAAGAACGAAGCUACUAAGCCUGUUGGGGCACCUAUAGUCGACCGGAUGCCACGACCUAUUAAAGCUCAGGCUCAGCUGGUAGAUCUGGAUGCCACUGUAUCAGGAGCGAUUAAUACACCAAUUUCUGAAGAAACUGGUGGGCUCGAAGCGAUCCCACUGGUAGAACCAUUUACGCCGUUGAACGUGCAACCGGAUGCAGCACUUCAGAUCGCUAUAAAAGACAUUCCACCUCAAGAACUUGAAAGUACGUCUAACGUGAACGCCAAAUUCCUGGCUGCUGGUAAACAGGCUGUAGAAACGUUACCUAGGAUAGAGGAGAUACCUGAACUGGUGAAGAACAUUGAUAGAGGCGUUAAGACUGAAAUGCACAAUGUUAAAGGUCUGAAACUUGAUAUCAAGUCUGCACAAAGAUUCCUGUCUGGUCAGACUGUUGAAACGCCGACUGGACCGGUCUUUGUACCCGGACAAACUUUGGAAACACCUAGCGGACCGACUUUUGUUCCUGGUUUUACUGUACAUACUCCGCAAGGUCCUUUAUUGAUUCCGGGACAGAUUGUUAUGACUGAGGAAGAUAGUGGUAAGCAGACUCCUGUCUUUGUUGCUGGACAGACUUUGCUUACUCCCAGUGGUUCGCAGUUUGUGCAGGGUCAGACUAUGCAUACUAGCGAAGGAGUUAAAUUCGUUCCGGGUCAAACGGUUUUGACUGAGGAAGGGCCAAAGUUCGUAGCUGGACAAGUCGUUGAUAAGGAUACAUUUGUUCCGGGACAGACUGUAAUCACUGCUGAUGGAGCGCAAUUCAUGCCAGGACAAACUAUUACUGAUGAGCAUGGUGAACAAGUAUUUAUACCUGGACAGAGUGUUCAAGUGGAUGAUGGCUGGGAAUUCGUACCUGGACAGUGUGUCAGGUCGCCAACGGGCUCCCCUAAAUUUGUACCUGGACAAACUAUGCUCACUUCGGAAGGACCUCAAUUUGUACCUGGUCAAAAUGUCAUCACGAACUCUGGAGAAACCCAUUUCGUACCUGGUAUCACAAUGGAAUCAGAAGAAGGCAUGAAAUUUGUUCCUGGUACAACAGUCAAAAUGAAAAACGGUACUAAAUUUGUGGAAGGUCAAAUAAUGAAAACACCGGAAGGACACAAAUUUAUUCCUGGUAUUACGAAUAUUGGACCGCAAGGAUUUGAGUUUGCUGCAGCAAGAAACAUCGACGAGGUCGUCUUCCUGGAAGCUGGGCCUGUUGGAAUUCCGGUGGAUCCAAAAACAGCCAGCGCAGUGUCUCCGCUGCAACAGCAAGAGAUAUUUGGCCAUAUAGUUCAAACCGAAAAAGGCGUUGAAUUUGUCCCGCAAACAAUAAAAAAGGAACCACAGGGAAAGAGAAUAGUUCCUGGACAGCUAGUAAAUGGCGGAAAAGAUGGUCCAAGAUUCGUACCUGGCAUAAUGACGGAUGACGGUUUUCUUCCUGGUCAAAUAGUCAUGACAGAGAAAGGAGAACAAUUUGUUCCUGGUCAAGUAGUUGAAACUAAAGAUGGUCCAAAAUUCGUACCUGGUCAAGUGGUAGAUACAAAAACUGGACCAAAGUUCGUACCUGGUCAGACAGUAGAGACAGCAGAUGGACCGCGAUUUGUACCUGGACAAAUCGUGGAGACAAAAGUAGGUCCAACCUUUAUACCAGGUCAAGUGAUAUCUACAGAGGACGAAGGUUCACGAUUUGUUCCCGGACAAGUAGUGGAUACUCCAGAAGGUCCAAGAUUUGUACCAGGUCGUGUAGUCGAAUCCGGUGAAUUAGGUGUGACCUUCGUACCAGGUCAGAUUGUGCAAACCGAAGAGGGUCCUCGUUUCGUGGCGCCUGAUUUAAUGGAUACUCCAGAAGGUGGAUUGGAAUUUUCUGUCCAAGGCUUUGAAGUUACUCCUGAAGAACUUAAAUUGCUGAGACCUCAAAAUUUGAACUACAAUACGCUGGUAACUCAACAUCACGGUGAGACAAGUAUAGAUGCCAGAAUGCUUCGACAGUUGUCUGAAGCUGGAAUGUCAGUUGGUAGACAAGUUCCUGCUGAUUUACCAUCAGUAGAUUUCGAUGUCGAUCCAACAGCAAUUUCCUUAGAACACGCCUUAGUGGUUGCUGAAAAAUUAGGUCUCCAUGGCAACGCAGCAGUCAGAAUGGCUCAAAUAGUCUCAACAGUGGCCCAAUUUGCCAAGAACAUAGUCCAGCAACAGAAUUCUGGAAAGAUUACUAACGGCAAAAAAACACCAGCAGGAGUAACGCCGAUGAUGAAUGGUGACCAUGGUAAACAAAAUAAUGAAAGCGAUCAGGAAUGGCUGCGCGACGCUAUCAAAGCAGCAAUAACUGCUGCAGUCAUAUCCAUAAACAGUAAUUUAACACUAGACGAAGAAAAACAGCAGGAAAUAGUUUUUUCAUCCAUCAGCGAAGCUUUCAAUGUUUUACUCAGACAAAAAUCAGCGAAUAUUGAUAACGCUGUGGAUGAAGUCUAUCAAACCCUUCUGAUACCCCAAAACAGAAAUGCACUAUGUUGCGGAGCGAUACUGGACUUACUGGAGUCUAGCAGCAACAAAGUAGACAUUCUAAAAUCCACCGUAGGAAGUCAAGUUUUGAAAGAUGAAGUAGUCCUAGAAAGACUAUCCGCUGUUCUAGAAGAAGAGCACGGCAGUGAUAUCGUAGGAUCAGCAUUCAGAACAGUAUCCAGAGGAAAUCCAGAGCUGGUAUCGCUCGUCUUAAAGAAAGUCUCCGAAGAAGUUGCUGGUGUAGUGACCGAAAAGGAUGCUGCAGAAACUGUACACAAGGCUAUCGUCCAUGCGGUACGAGAAUCGAGUGAAAUUCGUGUACGUGAAUUAUUGAAUGAAGAAGGUCCGAACGUUCGUGAGAUGUUACUACAGGCUGUAGGAUUAGCUAGAGCCCUGGGGAUGUCAUCCACGGCUACGAGCCUUCUGGCUGUGAUCAGCGAUGAGAAAUCAACCCAAGCCUUGGCUUCCGAUAAGGUCACCCUUGACAUUCUUAAAAGGUUAACUGUCAUGAGACAACUGGCUGACGAAAGACCUCAAUUUAUGGGAGCACUCAGAGAACUCUGUAGCGAUCCUGAACUGGCCAGGUCCGACCCAAGACUAAGGGCCCUAGUGCGCGAAAGUGCUGCACUAAUGAUAGUCCCCGAAGAUGCUCCUCUGCAAUCCUCAGUGGAGGUCCCUACGUCCUUGCUACAUGCGGAGAACAGUUUGGCCAUCGAAGAAUUCUUACUGAAGAGAAGUCACAAACGUUCAGCUAUAUUUAUGAUCUUAAAACAGGGUAUGCAGGCCGUCGUGCCUAGAGAAGCAUCCAGGGCGGUUCUGACUGGACAAGUUGCUUAUACUGUCCUGGAUGAAGAUGGGAUCAGUCACUUUGAACCUCUGCAUGUCUUCUCAGCGUUGAGACUAAACAGACCAGCUGCUCAUAGAUUCUCCAUGUACCGAUGUCCAGUUGCUCGUGAAGAAGACGUCGAUAUGGAAAUGCUAUCUACGACGACUGGCACCAUUUCCGUGAACUCAGCUAGUAGUCUUGAAGGACUAGCCAAUGGGCACGGAAUUAAACAAGAAAGCAGUGGUGUUACCUUAUCCAGAUCGGACCGAUCCGGCGGAUAUUCAGCCAGUCGAGAAAAUACACCAAGCUUUCGUAGACUGAGCAGUCUCUACCAGGAAAACAGUUGCGAACGGGCAACCACGGAACAAUAUGUCGUUAUCAAGGAUCACGAGGCGGAAGAUGAGGAAGGAAUAUCCGUAAAUGCCGGUGAAGUCGUCGAGGCAAUCGACUAUGCGGAAUCGAUGAAGAAGGCAAAGACGGAUCCUGAAUUAGACGUCGGUGAGGUCGGGGACCGACUGGACAAUUCUGCCGCCAGGCACAAGUUGUCCGUCCGACCUCGAAGAAAUCAUGCUGAUUCCAGGACACGAAAUAUUUCCAGAUCGAGUUCCGGCAUCCGUGCUCACAGGGUGUACGUUCGUACAGCUGAAGGUAAAGAAGGAUGGGUGCCUGCAAGUGUGGUUAAGCAAAAUACAGUCAGCGAAGAAAGUUCGACACUUACGAGUCAUCAUCGUCCUGAGGAUUCUCAUUAUCGUAGAGAGGCUGUGAUAAAAGAGCUGGUAGAGACCGAAGAGGAAUUCGGUAGAGACAUUCAACAGGUUGUUGAGCGAUAUUUGAAGCCAUUGGAUCAACAAGGUGUUCCUCGUGUUGUUCGCGAUAACAAGGAAAUCAUCUUCACGAACCUUAAACAAAUAGCUGAUUUUCACAACACAUCGUUCGGCAGGGUGUUGAUCGAGGGUGUCAAGUACUAUGCAGAUCAGCCACGUAUGUUGGGCAAAACUUUCUUGAGACUGGAAAGGGACUUUGACAAACACGUGGCUUACUGCAGGGACGAGCCUGCCGCUCAGGAAUUCCUUCAGACGAAUGAUGAAGUCCGAGAAUACUUUGAGGAGCUGAGCCAGACUCUCGGAGACGACAAGAGCGUUUCGGAGCACCUGAAGCUUCCGAUACAACGCAUCAACGACUACCAGCUCCUUCUGAAGGAGCUGGUGAAGUAUUCGACCCGACUAGGCGAAAACUGCGACGACCUCCAGAAGGCUCUGGAGUUGAUGCUAGGAAUCCCCCACAGAGCAACCGACAAUAAGUUCAUAAGUAACAUCGAGGGAUAUAAAGGAAAUAUACAUAAGCUUGGACGACUUCUCACGCAUGAAUGGUUUACCGUCACUGAUAAAGACGGCAAAAACAAGGAAAGAUACUUAUUCCUGUUCAAGGCAAGAAUUCUUGUUUGUAAGGUCAGACGGAUCUCUGAAGACAGAUCGGUCUUCGUUCUAAAAGACAUUAUUCGACUGCCGGAGGUAGAAGUAAAGGAUCACCCAGAGGAUCUUCGGACGUUUGAAUUGCAUCAUCCAGGUGUUUCGGGUUAUCCAAUAACUUUGUCAGCUCAUAAGGAUCCCGUGAAAGCGUACUGGCUAAAGGAAAUUCGACAGUACGCGAGCGACCUAGUGGCACUAGCCGAACACGCAGCGGACGAUUUACAAUUAACGGAAGUUCCAGAACUUAAGGAAGAAUCUAAAGUUCAAGAUAGACCGCAACCAGUAAAAAUAGAAGAACCUAAACCGGUAGCAGCAAAGGUUGAGACUGUUAAACCGGAGCCACAAAAGGUAGAACCGGUAAAGGCAGAACCACCGAAAGUUGAACCUCCUGAGCUAGAACAGCCAAAGCCAGAACCACCAAAGAUAGAACCAGCAAAACCAGAACCAACAAAGGUACAACCACAAAAGAUAGAACCAACAAAACCAGAAACACCAAAGGUAGAGUCACCAAAACUAGACGCACCAAAGGUAGAACAAGCAAAACCAGAACCAAUAAAGGUACAACCGCAAAAGAUAGAACCAACAAAAGCAGAAACACCAAAGGUAGAGUCACCAAAACUAGACGCACCAAAGGUAGAACAAGCAAAACCAGAACCAAUAAAGGUACAACCACAAAAGAUAGAACCAACAAAAGCAGAAGCGACAAAAGUAGAACCAUUAAAAUCAGAAGUACCGAAGGUAGAGCCCCCAAAACCAAAAGCACUAAAAGUAGAAGCAGCAAAAUCAGAAACACCAGAGGUAGAGCCAUCAAAGACAGUUGUAGCUGCAAAGACAGAGGAGCCUAAAGUAGCUGAGAAGAGAAAAGAGGAAAUAAAAACGGUAGAAGUAUCGGAAGCAAAAAAAGUCAAAGUUGGCGAAGAAGACGCCGAGAUGUCGGGCCGUUAUUCGUCGAGUCGAUACAGCUCUUCCUCUUCGCGAGUCGUAGAGGAGUACUCAUCAGUGUCAAGCAGUCGUAAUGGCAUCUCCUCCCAUGUGGAGUCAUCGGCUGCAUCAGCAGCCGCUUCAAGGACCUCUUCAUCAACCUGCGGUACUGAACGAAUCUCCGAAAGCCAAUCCUCUUACACUACUGCUAUUGGUGGUUCUGAUUCAAUUACCGACACGAGGACGGCAAAACUCGCAUUAACAACUAACGAAACCGGAAAACCUGUGUUCUCCAAGACGAUCGAGGGUUGUAACGUGGAACCAAUUCGAGCAAAAAAGGCUUUGAUACACGUAAUAGCCGGAGAAAAUGCAACCUUCGAAUGCUCUUUGAAAUCCGUCGACUCGUCCACUAACAUGCAAUGGCUGAAGGAUAACAAACCCUUAGACGACAAAUUAGCGGACAGAGUAAUAACGAGCAGCGAUGAAAACUCAUUCAAACUUCAAAUUCAAAAUGUUCUGGAAUCUGAUUCUGGUAUUUAUAUUGCAAGAGCCGUAAAUGGUGAUGGUCAAGCAACUUGCACUGCGCAACUAAUUGUGCAGGAACUAACAGCCGAGGAACGAAAAGCCAGGGCUGAGGCCAACUCUCCCAUUUUCCUGGUCCGUCUCAAGGACACAGAACUCCUGGAAAAUACUUACCUACGUUUCAUGAUCAAGGUCAAGGGAGAUCCAAACCCUGAAUUAAAAUUCUACAAGGACAAUGUCCUUAUCGACUCGAAGAACGAACGCAUUAAGAUCGUCACCGACAAAGCUGAAAAAGGCUUUUACGAGCUGGUUAUAGCUGACGUGCAUAACUGCGACGCUGGGAAAUAUUCAUGCACGGCUAUGAAUAGGUUCGGUGAAGCCUCCUGUGAAGCCACGGUGACGGUCACCGACGAGAAGAGCGUCUUCGCCGGACUUCCGGAAGGUCUUUUGGAACCCGGCGAAGAGCCCCAAUUCAUGUGGCUCAGAGACGGACAGCCUUUUGAUCCCGAAGAGAGGUUCAAGGUGCUGUUCAAAGACAGCGAGGACACCUUGGCUCUGGUCUUCCAACAUGUUAAACCGGAAGAUGCUGGAUUGUACACAUGCGUCGCGCAGACCAGUACCGGAAAUAUAAGUUGCAGUGCUGAGUUGACUGUUCAAGGUUCUGUAAACCAAUUAAUGAAGGAGCCAAUCAAGCCUAGUCUACAAACAGAGUUCAAACAAGCGGAAGUCAGUGCCGGUGGAUCGGCAAUGCUCGAUCUUCAAGUUAAGGGAUUCCCGAAACCGGAUAUCAAAUGGUCCAAGGAUGGACAGGAAAUCGUAGCUGGUGGACGGAUCAAGUACCUGUGGGAAGACGAAGAGUCUUUAUCUUUGGUUAUCAAAAAUGUUACUGCUCAGGAUGCCGGUACUUACACGAUCAAGGCUAAGAACGAAUUAGGUGAGGACAGUACCCAAAUAGAAUUAAUCGUUAAAUCCGCGCCAAAGAUCACUAAGAAGGUAUCCGACAUCACGGCCAGUGUGGAGGAAACAAUCAAGACCUCGAUACAGGUGCAAGGUUCGCCUACUCCAGACGUCAAGUUCUACAAAGAUGGUCAACUGAUCACAGAGUCAGAGAGAAUCAAGAUCACAAAGGAAGAGAACGACACUUAUAAUAUGGUUAUCAAGAGUGCCAAGAUCGAGGACUCUGGAUCGUACUCGAUCGUUGCCAAAAACGAGAUCAGUCAGACCUCGGAACACUGGAACGUAAACGUUACAUGUGCUCCUAGGAUCACAAAGAAGUUGGGUGAACCUAAAGUGAUCAACGAAGGUGAUAGCCUCACUUUAGUCAUUGAGGUCGACGCUGAUCCUGAACCAACUGUCACGUGGUUUAAGGAUACCGAAGUAAUCGUAGAAGAUGAUCAUAUCAAGAUCGUUCAGGACGGUCAAAAAUAUAUGCUGAAGAUCACCGGAGCCGUUAGUACUGAUGCCUCAACCUAUAAAGCAGAAGUGAAGAACAAGUAUGGCACCAGUGUGGACGAGACAAAGGUCAAGGUUCGCAGUGCUCCACGUUUCAAAACCAAACUAAAAGACAUAACUGCUAAUGAAGGCGAAUUGAACAUUGAAUUCCUAGUAGAAAUUGAAGGAUUUCCGACACCCAAUGUUCAGUGGUUCCUGGGGGAUGUGGAGAUAACAGAAACUCGCAAAGAAUAUACGCGCAUUGAAGAGGGCGAUAAUUACAAACUAAUAAUUAAAGAAGUUAAAACUGAAUUAUCUGGAAAAUAUACUUGUAAGGUGAAAAAUGAAUUUGGUGAGAGUGAAAGUAGUUCCUCGUUUACGGUAAACUCGAAGCCCAAGAUCGUGAAGAAGCUGACGGACCAAAAAGUCAAGGAGGGCGAAACGCUCCAGUUGAAGGUUGAAAUAUCUGGCACACCGGAACCGCAAGUAAAAUGGUUCAAGGAUGGACAGGAGGUGUCAGCUGACGCUAAAAUCAAGAUCACCAGGGAUACUCAACGUAGGGAAAGCUACGACCUUACCCUUAAUCUUGUCAAAGGAUCUGAUGGUGGUGUGUAUGAGGUUCGUGCCGAGAACGAGAUGGGUUCCGUGAGCAGCAAGAGCAAGGUCACCGUACUCACAAAGACCGAAGAGAUUGUCGAGGAAAAGAAAGAACUGAAGAAGGAAACAGCUGAAAGUGUAGAGAUAGACGAGGAUGAGAUAGCACCGAAGAAGAUGACCAAGAUGGAUGCAGGACCAGAGACCCAACACGCCGAAGAAUCAGAAUCCGAAGGUCGGAUCUCACUGGAGAAACAAAGCAUCCAAAUAACUCGAGGUGAAGGAGACACGAUUACCAUCUCCGUGGCUUCCACGACCACCCACGAAGCUGUGCUUUCAGGUCCCGAGGAGAGGCACUCUAUUAGCAAGAUGACAACAACUAAGGUCGAAUGCCAGGAGCUGAGCUCCGAAGGACCUCAGGUAGAAGAGAUCGGCUCGUACAGUUACACGAUACAAGACGAUAACAGUCAGAGAACACAAAACGGUGUACUGAUCGAGGAAUUCUCUGAGGGUGAAGAAAAUCGUGGAAGACUCACUGUCAAUCGUGGGGUCUCCAUCGUUUCCGUUUCCGAUGACGAGUCCACUCUUAAAGGAAUAUCCCGUGACGUAAGCGCAGACGACAUCAACAACGCUGAUCUUUGGGAGGCGCAAAAACUUAUCAAUGGAUCCUACGAAGAAUCCUUCACUGCUAAGAUCAUUGAAGAACGAAUAAUGGACGACCUCAGGCCUCAGAGGGCUAUGAGACUUACUGAGACCAUCAUCGAGGAACGCUCUAUAGAGGAAUCUCUUUCUGAGAAACAACCGGAAGUUAGUGAAGUCUCGCAGCCUCAGACACCUAUUUCGGAGAUGAGUAAGCUCUCGAGGCAAAGCUCAAAAUUAGAACGAUUAGACUCCAGCGAGCCGAUCAUACCGAUCCAGAAAGAAGUAUCGACGGAAAACGUACAGAAGGGGCUCAAAGAGGUGGACGAAGAAAUUGAUGAUGAAAUGGAGGCACUCUUGAAUCGCGUUAGACAACAGCGCAGUGUCCUUGGUGAUAUUCUCAAUAAGGAAGGCGAGAGAAGAAAAUCAGCAUCGCCAGAAAUCUUGAGCUCCGAUCUUGAAGAUCGAAUGAUCUACGAGGCGCAGAGUACCACGUUCGAGAUCAAAGCGACUGGUCAACCAAAACCUGAAGCCAAAUGGUUUAAGGAUGGAAAGCCGAUUAAGAAUACAGAUCGUCUCAAGAUCACUCACAAUGGAGAUUUCUUCCAGUUGGCUAUUGCCAAUGCUCAGGUCGAUGACUCCGGUAUUUACAAGUGCAUCCUGAGCAACAAGCUGGGUCAGAAAGUUCUGGAGGCGAACCUGACUGUGGCUUCUGCUUCGGAGUACAGAAAACCAAGAUUCGUCAAAGGUCUAGAGGGUGCCAACAUCGUUAAGAAUGAACCAGUCGAACUUAAGGCAGUCAUCACUGCCGAUCCUAUUCCUCAGGUUGCUUGGUAUCACAAUGGCGAGGAGAUUCCUGCUGGCGACGCAAGAAUCAAAUUGAAGCUGGAAACUAAACCAAUUGAAGAUGGAUUGAAUGAAUGUACUUUGACGCUUGCUAUACCACAAAGUGACGUUGCUGAUAUUGGAGAAUAUACUCUUAAGGCGAAGAAUAAGUGGGGCGAAGACGAAGCUAGUGCCUGCUUGGAUCUUUUGAUACGGCCUGAGAUUGAGGAAUUUAAGGAUAUAAGUGCUGCACCACAAGAAUUAACCCAAUGGGAAGUUGUAAUCAAAGCCAAUCCAAAGCCGAUCAUUAUGUGGGAAAAAGAUGGAAAGAAUCUUAAGAAUGACAGUCGUUUUGAGUCAGUAGAGGAUGCUAAGAACAACAAAUACAAAUUGAUCAUUAAAGACGUCAGACUGGAUGACGUCGGUACUUACAAAAUCACAGCGUCUAAUACUGAGGGUGCAACCAGUGCUCAAGCUCAACUUAAAAUACACUCGGAAGCACCGACCUUUGUCAAGGGUUUGACUGACCAAACGGUAAAGGAUAGAGAAGAUGUUGAACUGAAAGUCCGUGUGAACGGACUUCCUAAACCUAAUAUCAAGUGGCUUAAAAAUGGUGUGGAGAUCACCAAUUCCGAACACUACGUUAUUGAGACCUUUGUAGAAGGCCAGGUCGUUAGCAGUCUUACUAUAAAGAAUUUCACAUCUGAUGAUGUCGCUAAGAUAACCUGCGUAGCUAGCAACGUGUCUGGCAAGGUUGAGACUUCCGGUAAAUUAAACAUGAUACGUGCAGCGCCAUCAUUUAGUCGAGCACUACCCAGAUCGGCUGAUGUUGAUGAGGGUGAACCACUGGAACUUAAAGCCAAACUGGAUGGCAGUCCAAUACCAAGUGUAAAAUGGUUCAAGGAUGGAGAAGAAAUCAAACCUGAUGGUCGUGUGAAGAUAGAAGCUCUUCCCGAUGGCACUGUUAAACUUGUCAUCGAUAAAGUCAAACCAACUGAUUCUGGAGCUUACAAGCUCGUGGCUUCAAAUCCAAAUGGAGAAAAUUCAGCGCUCUGCGCAGUAGCCGUUACACCCGAACCAAGAAGACCGUCUUUCUCAAAAUCAUUAGAAGACGCAAAGGCUGUCGUUGGUCAGCCGUUAAAACUGGAAGCUCAAGUAGUAGCUUUUCCAAAUCCUCAAAUCCAAUGGUUCAAGGAUGGUGUACCGAUAAGACCCACUAAAGAAAUAAACUUUGUCAACGAGCCAAAUGGUUUGAUUGGAUUAUCUAUAGACAAGGUUCGUCCGGAAGAUGCUGGUACCUAUUCUCUGGUAGUGUCCAACAAACUUGGACAGACCACGGGUAAAGCAAAAGUCGAAGUAGAGGAGAAAGAACGUAGACCAGCUUUCCUGACGACUUUGCAGCCUUUGACGGUAGUUGAAGGAUUCCCAGCUAAGAUGGAAGUGAAAACCAUUGGUAAACCAACGCCUGCAAUUAAGUGGACGCACAAUGGAGUAGAGGUUGUGCCAGAUGGCGAGCACGUAAAAAUCGUUGAUCAACCCGAUGGAAAUCACGCACUCAUCAUCGACAAGGUCAAACCAGAAGAUGCUGGAGAAUAUGAGGUGGUUGCCACUAACUCUCAGGGAACAUCAGCAAGCAAGGGCAAUCUGGAAGUAGCUGGAAAAGGACAAUCGGAUGCACCACAAGAAAAAGCAGGCUUCUUAAGUCCAAUGCGCGACGUAUCCGUCGAAGAAGGUCAACCCUUGACUCUUAGUGCAUCGUUCAUUGGAAAUCCUAUUCCGGAUGUCAGCUGGACAAAGGACGGUCAAGCGUUGGCACCGUCUGAGAGAAUAAUGAUGACCUGCGACGGAAAGAAGGUCGGUCUAGAAAUUAAUCCAAGUGAACCAAAUGAUGCUGGAGUAUAUCGCUGCCGUUUGGUCAAUCCUCUUGGCGAAGAUACAACAAGUGCAAAUGCAACCGUGAGAAAGGUCUUCCAACCUCCUAGUUUCACCCAGAAGUUCUCUGAUCUUCAGCAACUUCCUACCUUUGACGCCAAAUUCCCUGCUCGAAUUAAUGGUAUACCUAGACCAGAUGUCAUUUGGUACUUUAACAACGAGCCUAUUCUUGGCGAUACAGACAAGUACAAGAUCAAGAGAGACGGCGAUGCUCAUUGCCUGUACGUAAAAGAUUGUACACCUGCUGAUUCUGGACGAUACAAGUGUAGAGCUGUUAAUAAGGACGGCGAAGCUGAAUGCGAGGCGAACUUGGACGUUGUUGAUAAGAUUGAGAAGAAACAAAAGGCCGAACCUCCGUCGUUCUUAAAGAGAAUUGGAGACUGUGAAGUCUUCAAAGCGAUGACUGCCAAAUUUACUGCCUGCGUCACUGGUUACCCUGAUCCAGAAUUUGAAUGGUUCCGCAAUGGUGAAAAAAUAUGGCCCUCUGAACGCAUUCGUAUGGAUAAUGAGGGUAAUGGAUUACUUAGACUAAUCAUAGCAGGUGUGGAUGAGGGUGAUGUCGGAAAGUAUAGUCUAAGAAUAUUCAACCCUCACGGAGAGGACACCUGUCAUGCUGAGAUGACUUAUGACACGUUUGAACCACGUGCCAAGAGACCAUUAGCAGAUCAGUAUACAGACUUUGAUAAAUUCCGCAAGUCCGGAUCUCCUCUGCCUUUAGCAGACAGACCGAUAAUCAGUCGUAUGAUGGAUAGACACCUAACAUUAUCAUGGAAACCAUCAAUUCCAAUUGGGCCACGAGUUCCUGUCACGUACCAAGUAGAAAUGUGCGAACUACCUGAUGGUGAUUGGUUCACAGCACGUUCCGGCAUAAGAAGCUGCGUUUGCGAUAUCCGGAAUCUGGAACCCUUCCGCGAUUACAAAUUCCGUAUUCGCGUAGAGAAUAAAUAUGGAAUAAGCGAUCCUUCUCCGUUCGCACAAACAUACCGAGCUAAAUUGGAACCAGACCCACCUAAAUUCUUCCCCUAUUUGCCACCCGGUAUAGACUUCCGCCCUGAGACCAGUCCUUACUUCCCUAAGGACUUUGAUAUUGAGAGACCACCCCAUGAUGGUUACGCACAACCACCAAGAUUCCUCAGACAAGAACAUGAUACGCAGUAUGGUGUGAAAAAUCAUAAUUGUAACUUAUUCUGGUUUGUCUACGGCUACCCAAAACCGAAAAUGACUUAUUACUUUAAUGACGAGUUAAUCGAAUCUGGAGGUCGUUAUGAUCAAAGCUAUACGCGCAAUGGACAGGCAACUCUAUUCAUCAAUAGAAUGCUGGAUAGAGACGUUGGCAUUUAUGAAGCUGUUGCGAGAAACGAACAUGGAGAGGCUAGACAAAGAGUGCGUUUGGAAAUUGCUGAAUAUCCAACCUUCAUUCAACGUCCUGAUGAAACUGUCAUCAUGAUUAGAAAAUCUGGAAAAAUUGAAGCUCGAGUCACUGGAGUGCCUUAUCCAGAACUUAAAUGGUACAAAGAUUGGAAACCACUUGCUGCUUCCUCGAGAAUUAAGAUUCAAUUUAUUGAACCCGAUACGUCUAUACUCACCAUUAGCGAUGCCAUCUCCAAGGAUGAGGGUCUUUAUUCGCUGAGUGCUGGAAAUGUGGCUGGUUCUGUCUCUAGCUCUGCUAUGGUUCACAUAGAAGAGAAUGAGCAAGAAUAUGGUUAUAGAACGUAUACAAAGAAACGUGAUAUCAAAGCGCGUACUAAACCAAUCAAUGACCUGUAUGACUUGGGAGAUGAGUUAGGACGUGGAACACAAGGAGUCACUUAUCAUGCCGCGGAGAGAUCAACUGGAAGAAAUUAUGCUGCUAAAGUUAUGCACGGUCGUGGAGAACUUAGGCCAUUUAUGUACAAUGAAAUGGACAUUAUGAAUAGUCUGAAUCAUCGAAAACUCCUGCGUCUGCACGAUGCCUAUGAGACUGACAGGUCUUUGACUCUUAUUACUGAAUUAGCUGCUGGAGGUGAACUUGUAGACAACCUUACUAAACAGCCCCACUAUACAGAAGGUGAAAUUGCAGGGUACAUAAGACAACUUCUAUGGGGUUUAGAUUACAUGCAUGGAAAUAGCUAUGCCCACCUUGGACUCACUCUGGGCGAUCUUCUAAUUUCACAUCCUGGCGGAGAUGACUUGAAAAUCGGUGACUUUGGCCUCGCCAGAAGGAUUUCGUAUGGCAAAUUGAUGAACUUGUUUUACGGAAUGCCGGAAUACGUGGCUCCGGAAGUGGCCAACAACGAGGGUGUUGGAUGUGGCGCAGAUAUGUGGUCCGUUGGUAUCAUCACCUACAUCCUCCUUUCGGGCAUCUCUCCAUUUAGAGGAAUUAAUGAUCGCGAGACGUUAACCAGAAUCAAAGAAGGAAAGUGGGAAUUCGACGAUCGCUGGUCAAAUAUCUCCAAAGACGCUAAAGACUUCAUCAAAAAUCUUCUGGUCUAUCACGCCGACGGUAGAAUGGACGUAAAGUCAGCCCUACGUCAUCCAUGGCUGAAUUAUGCAGACAAAACGUUCAACGAACCUUACAAGAUACCAUCAGAAAAUUUGAACAAUUAUUACAAACUUUAUCGGGAUUGGUACACCAAUGCUUCAUGUCGCACAUGGUACCGCAGGCGCAGGUUAAGUGGAGCCUUCGAGCAUCCUUCGAAGAUGGUUUAUCCACCAGGACAAAGAUACACCCCGGAACCAAGCCCAGAGAGAAGUUUCAGCCCCAGGGCUAAGCCUACUCCAAAGUCUUGGGAAAAUCGUGUACCCUCGAGAGAGCCAAUCGACACGGAAAUUGGUGUGAUCAAGAACGAGAGCCAUUAUCAAUAUGGACCUGAUACGUAUCUUCUGCAACUUCGCGAUACCGAUUUUCCUGUACGUCUACGUGAAUACAUGAAGGUUGCUUAUAAUCGUGGACCAGGAUAUUCACGUACAAUUACAGAUGACAACAGUUAUGAUUGGAGGACACCUAUUAUUCGCGAGCGUCGUCGAUUUACUGACGUUAUGGAUGAAGAAAUUGAUGACGAACGCAAAGCCAGGAUCAACAAGUACGGAUCAGCUGAUACUUACACGCUAAGACGUUUACGUCAUGAAUUGGGUACAAGAUUGGAUAGUUAUGCCGAAGCUGAAGCUAUCAUGGAGACCAAAAAAGAUGGACAUUUACCGUUCUUCCGUGAAAAACCACAAAUUUUGCCAAUUGAGGAAGACAAAUCAGCCCAGCUGGCCUGUCUUGCUGUAGGCAAUCCCAAACCAUCUAUUCAGUGGUUCAAGAACGAUCUGGUAAUACAAGAAGGUAACCGAAUCAAAGUUACUGAAGACGAUGAAGGUAGAUCUAUUCUGCGCUUCAAUCCUGCUAGACAACACGACGUGGGAAUAUACAAAGUCGUUGCCAGGAACAAAGUUGGACAAACUGUAGCUAGAACUAGAGUCUUACUAGCUACUGUACCCUCAGCUCCAGACUCACCUGAGGUCACUGAAGUCUCAGAUACUGAAGUACUAUUACGUUGGAAGCAGCCAAAGGAUGAUGGCAAUUCUCCAGUACUGUGCUACAAUCUGCAAUACAAGGAAGGCGAUUCAAUCGAAUGGGUAGACGUUGCCAGUAACAUAGAUCAUGAAUUUUACGUAGUCAGAGAUCUUAAACCAGACACCAGCUACAACUUCCGUCUAGCAGCCAGAAAUCGUAUAGGAUGGAGCGAGAAAGGAAUUCCAACGAAGCUGAUUAAAACGAAGGAUCAAGGUGCACAGAAGGUGCAAGUAACACGUGCAAUGAAGCACCUUCAACAGUUAACAGAAUCUGGACAAGAGAUUGAAAUCGAAGAAGCUAAAUCUCAUAUAAAUUAUUCGCUCGAAGAUACACCAAUUGAAUGGUCAACCGAGGGUCAACUAACCGACAAGUACAGCUUCAUCUCAGAACUAUCACGUGGUCAGUUCUCCGUCGUUGUCAAGGGUGUUGAGAAGUCCACGGACAGAGUGAUCGUAGCCAAGAUCCUAGAACUACGUCCAGAAAUCGAAGAGCAGGUGAAUAAUGAAUACGAGUCACUGAGGUCUCUAAGACACGAAAGAAUAGCCGUCCUGGAGGCAGCUUACAAGAUACCUGGAUCAUCGGUAGCAGUAUUCAUUCAAGAGAAGCUCCAGGGUGCCAACGUCCUAACCUAUCUCUCAAGUAGACACGAGUAUACAGAAAACUGCGUGGCUACUAUCGUUACACAGAUUUUAGAUGCACUGCAGUACCUGCACUGGCGGGGCUUCUGCCACUUGGACAUCCAACCAGACAACGUCGUCAUGGCCUCCGUAAGAUCUGUGCAAGUUAAAUUGGUAGACUUGGGCUCAGCGCGCAAGGUAACCAAACUGGGUACCACUGUACCACAAUUGGGACACCCUGAGUAUAGGGCUCCUGAAGUGUUGAACGAUGAACCAGCAUAUCCACAAACGGACAUUUGGAUGGUUGGGGUGUUGGCCUAUGUGUUACUCUCGGGAAUGUCACCCUUCCGUGGAAAAGAUGCUGAGGAGACCAGACAAAAUAUUUCAUUUGUUAGAUACAGAUUCGAAUAUCUUUACAAGGAAUUAAGUCAGGAGGCUACAAGAUUCCUUAUGCAUGUAUUCAAGCGUACGCCUAGCAAAAGGCCUAGUGCUGAAGAAUGCCAUGAGAAUAGGUGGCUAUUACCGACGGAGUUUAUGAUAAAGAAACGUGAGAGAGCAAUAUUCCUUGGCAAUAGACUCAAGGAAUACAACGAAGAAUAUCAUCAGAAGAAACAAAAAUUGGCUUCGAACAGUGACAGUUUAGCAGAGGCUUUUGGCUCUGCGCGACAGCUAAUCAGAUCAAAUAGCAUACAAGAUGAACUGUUCACCACCUUCUAACUUCUAAGAUAAACUAUGAUUUUCCAAAUACGUAUUUAUUUAUUUAAUUGUUUAUAAUUCACAGACAAGUCUAGUCAAUCCCAAAGAGCUAAGGGACACAGAUAAGAAAGUUGAGCUGAAAGUUGAGAUUUUCCUUGUUUUUUCUUUUUGUUAUUAUUUAUUUGUUAUAACUUGUAAUUACGGUCACCGUUAUAAUUGCCAUGUAAACCCUAUUCUAUACGUAGAUUCCGUACACGCAGACAUUUUGAUUUUUGGUCCGGGAUACGUUUAUGUGGUUAUACCGCCCCAUUAAUUUUAAGAUAAAGAUGAAAUAUUAUUUACGUUCUGAACAAUCGAAUUGCGAACGAAAUUCUAAUAAAUUGUACAAAACUAGCAAUCACGUACGAACUAUAUUAUAAAUUACUGACAAAAUAAAAAUCCUGUCAUAAAAGA